CACUUGUAUGCAGCGAACCUCCCCACCAAGUCCCUCCUUCGGAGCAGCGGCUCAAUUAUGCCAUACUCAAAUCUGGCAGGACUGGUCCUCUGUGUGCAACUGCAACGAACGAAAGUGUGAUGUUCUCUAGUUUACAAAAAAAUCCAUCUAUUAUCUUAACCAGCUUAUCCUUAGCAGGGUCACAGGGGGGCCGGAGCCUAUCCCAGCAUACAUUGGGUGAAAGGCAGGAAUACACCCUGGACAGAUCGCCAGUCCAUCGCAGGGCACACACACGAUUCACUCACACACUCAAACCCACAGGCAAUUUAGACUCUCGAAUCAGCCUAACCUGCAUAUCUUUGGACUGUGGGAGGAAACCCACACCAACACGGGGAGAACAUGCAAACUCCACAAAGAGAGGCCCCGGUCGACUAGAUUACGAACACAGGACCUCCUUGCUGUGAGGUGGCAGUGCUUCCCACUGCACCAUCCGUACCGCCCUGCUUUAAAGAAACAGUUUUUUAAAAUUACACAUUUUACUUUGGGUGGAUGUUAAGGUUUGGGACCCUUCCUUGGACCUUAUAUGCCAGUGCGUGUGACUGUGGUCUGUCUUUGAGCAUCUCAGGUGCAGAUUCUGAGAAUCGAGAGGAGACCACAGACAACAGAUCCAGUGUGGGCACAGAACCAGCACCAGAGAACACAUCCUCAUGCCUGGCCCAGUCCCAACCCUCCGCUGCUGACCCAGCUAAGAGAUGUUCAGCAGAUACUGAUAACAUGGAUGGGACCUUGAGUAAGGACACUGCACACGAGGAGGAAGAGGAAACUGAAAACUCAGAGCAGAGUGUGAGUGUGUCUGAAGAUGAGACCACCAGUAAAGGAACCAGUCUGAAGGAGCUGCUGAGAGACCUGGGACUGGAACACCACCUGAAGAACAAGCUGACUCUGAGCCAGGUGCUGCAGAUUGAUGGAGAGACUUUAUCUGAUGAAAGCAUCCAGUCUCUGAAAGAUCUGCCAUGGUGUUUCCUGAGGAAGCUGAUGAUGGUGAAUGUGUCCUUUCGUAGAAUGAGCUGCUCCUCAGAACAGGACACAGAGCCCCAAAACAUGGAUAGUUUACUGAGCACUGAGGACAAUCCACAGGACCACAGCAACACAGUCAACCCCCUUGACCUCAUAACUGCUGUAUUUCUGUGCUCAGAUGGCUUUCUCCAGCAGGAGAUGGCUUUGAAAAUGUCCAUGUGCCAGGUCUCUGUGCCUCUGCUGCUUCCUACAUGUGAUACCCAGCAGUGCACUUUAAUGCUGUGGGCCAUGAGGGAUAUUGUGAAAAAGUACAAGCCACACUCUGUGGAUAACCCAAGAGGGUUUGUGGAGGAGAGCAUUGUUCUGUCUGAUCUCCCCAUGGUCUCUUUUGUGAGGCUGGGAAACUGCAGCAUGUCCAAGUCUCACAUUCUGAACCAAGUCCUCAGCAACCCUCAGCAGUACCAGGGCACCUUUGUUCACAAAAACAUGGAGUGUGGUGACACCCCAAGGAGGAUUUCCAAUGGGCUGGUGGAAAUCAGCUGGUAUCUGCCCAGUGGGAACAAAAAAAUUGACAUCUUCUCUGAGCCUCUGGCUAUAGCUAACCUCCGUGGGGACCUCAGAGACUUUGGAACUCAGUAUGCUUUCCUCUGCCGCACAUCUACUGCUAUAUUUGUGUUUUGCGAUGACUUUGAGUUUGAACAAAGAUUUCUGGACUCUAAGCAAUUUAAGACUCAUUGGAUUUUGAUCACCAAUUCACAGAGCCAGAGCUUCAAUGAGGAUGACUUCAGGAGAUGUGUUUCUGAGAGAAAACCCAGUAACAUCAUCAAAAAGCAUCAGCGGAUGAAUGAUGCAGAAUUCAAUAAAAAACUGUGUUCGGCUAUCCGUGGAAUUGUAAAGGGAAACAUUAAAAUGAGCAUUGAAAGGAUGUCUGAUCUUACCCAUGAUUUAGGGAUCCGUGUUGAUGAAGAAUACAUCCACUGUAAGAGCGGCAAGCUUAAGGCUGAUGAAAUCACACGAGGAAUAUCUGACAUAUCGAGCUUCAAGAAGAAAGAAUUGCCCUUGCAAGGCACUGCAUGGAAACAGCUGGCCAAACUGGAGAAGGAACAGUGCAGGUUAAAAAAUGCUGGGGAGAAAAACAUAGAAGUUUACAAGAAUGAGCUUGCAGAUCAGAGGCAGGAGCUCAGAGAACAGCAGAGAGCUCACAGCAUCUCCGAUCCUAUGUCCCGUUUCAUCUCUGCGAUGUGCAAUUCCACAGAGGAGUGCAAGUAUUUCCUCAAGUGGAUGAGGAUUAAUCUGGAUAAUCUGUCACGCACACACCUUCCACCUCUUCGGGCAAUGUACCAGGAACAGUGUCAGAGUUCCUCAGAAAAUAAGGAGCUCAUUGCUAAGUUGGACAGGGAGAUCUCCAGCUGCUCCUUGGGGACGGAGCACUUCCUGAGGGAAAUGGGUCAGCUGUACGAGUCGGCCUGCUCACUCCCUGAAGCCCUCACCCCAGAGAUGAAGCGCCUGCCACGUCUCUGUGCUGAGCUGCUACAGGAGGGCUUUCCUCUGGAGCUGGUGGAUGGAGACUCAAGCAAUAUUCCUCUGGAGUGGAUGACUCAGGUUCUGAAAGAACUCCAUGAUCUAACAAGGAAUAAAUUUAAGAUCCGGGUGGUCACUGUACUGGGGGUACAGAGCACUGGGAAGUCCACCCUCCUGAACACCAUGUUCGGGGUCCAGUUUGCUGUCAGCAGUGGAAGGUGCACCAGAGGGGCCUUCAUGCUCCUCAUCAGAGUGAAAGAGGAUUUUAAAGUGCGGCUUGGGUGUGAUUACAUCAUGAUUAUUGACACUGAAGGUUUGAAGGCACCACAGUUGGCACAGCUGGAUGACAGUUAUGAGCAUGAUAAUGAACUGGCCACUCUGGUGGUGGGGCUGAGUGACAUCACAGUCAUCAACAUCGCCAUGGAGAAUUCCAUGGAAAUGAACGAUAUCCUGCAGAUUGUGGUGCACGCCUUCCUGCGCAUGAAAGAAGUUGGGAGGAAACCCUGCUGUCAGUUUGUGCACCAGAAUGUGCCAGACAUCUCUGCCCAUGACAGUAACAUGAGAGACAGGAAGCUUCUGCUGGAGAAGCUGAAUGAGAUGACUCAAGCAGCAGCUAAGAUGGAAAAGAAGGGAAACAACAAAACAUUUACUGAUGUCAUGGAGUAUGAUCAAGAGAGAAACACCUGGUACAUCCCUGGGCUCUGGAAUGGGUACCCUCCCAUGGCACCUAUCAGUGUUGGCUACAGUGAGUCUGUGGAUCUUUUCAAGAGGAGUGUGAUUGAGAAGUUUAUGGAACAAAAAUCUGGAAACAGCUCAGCACACACAAUCAUUGAGUUCAUUGAAUGGACCAAGAGCUUAUGGCAAGCAGUGAAGUAUGAGAACUUCAUUUUCAGUUUCCGCAACAGCCUUGUGGCUGAAGCUUAUGCUCAGCUUUGCACUGAGUUCAACCAAUGGGAUUGGGCCUUCAGGAAGAACAUGUACUCCUGGCUAAUGGAAGCUGAGACAAAGGUGUCAAACUUUGGCACAGAAGCAGAAUUUAAGAAUUUGGAUGAGUUACUGAACCGCCUGAAAACUCAGGCCUUGGAAGAACUGAUGAAAGGGGAAACGCUCAUUUUGUCCAACCUGACUGAAUUCUACAAGAGGCAAGAGGGACAUGUUCACUUGGUAGUGAAGUACAAGGAAGACUUGAACAACACAGCCAAAAGCAUCAGGACGGAGACACAGAACUCUGUGAAAAACAAGCUUGAGGCAGCGGUGGAGAUCAGAAAGGGUAUGUUCAGGUUAGAGAGCAUCAAGAACAAUCAAACAGCCACAAUGGAGAAAAAGGUGCAGGGGCUGAUUGAGAAAUGCAGGAAAAGUAAAGAUCUGUCUGAUCAACAGCUGGAGGAUGAAUUUGAGAAGAUGUGGGAUGAGACUGUAGCAGAGCUGCGCUUUCCUGGCAUGGAAGAACGAGACAUUGUGCAAGACAUCUCCCACCAACUGUGGAUUAACUUAGAGAUGAAAGGCAGCUCAGUACGUGAAAUACUGUCAAAAGUGAGCAACUUGUCUGAAUAUGGACGAGAGCCAUUCAAAGUGAAAAGUAAACAUUUGGGAUUAAAACAAUGGUUUUGUAAUGUAUCCUUAGGAAAGGAACCGAAGGAGUUCCAGCAGGUAGUUGAUCACAUCAUUGAGCAGAGCAAGCAGUUUGUUGAUAUGAAAGUGAGAACAAGAUCUGAUUACCAUAAAACAUACACAAUAGAGUUGCUUUUCGAGGUAGACGGAAUCCUGGACAGGCAUAGGAAUCUGGAAACAACUGCUGAAUUUCAGGCCAAGCUGAAAAUCCACAUCUGUGGACAUGCAGCACGGGAGUUUAAAAAAAUGCACCUGGCUUUCAUCCAAGCAAAUGAUCCUCGUCACUGUCUGGAACAGUUCAAGCAACAGUACAACACAGACUUUAAGGACCUGUUCAACAAAAGAGACCAGUGUCAGCAGAAAGCCAAUGAUUUCACUGUUAACUGUCUUCAACCUGCGGUGAAGGAAUACAUCACCAAAUCUCUGGGCCCUGAACUUGUGGAAGAAAUGUUGGCAGGGCAGAGAGCCAUUGAUUUCAGCACUCGAUCCUUCUUCCAGUUCUCAGUCCUUGAGCAGCUGCUUAAGGGUGAUAACUUUUGGGACUUUUUGAGAUACAUAAAUAAUUACGAGACUUUUGUACAUGACUGGAUAUUGAAGCGGAUGGUGAAGCAGUUCUCAGAGGGAGAUACCCUCAGGAACAUUGAGAUUAACCGCCUGAAGGUGAUGGUUAGCAGAAUAAAAAAAGCCAUUAAGACCUCACAGAUGAAGGCAGCUGAACAGGCAGCAAGAAGGGGUGAGGAGGCCCAGAACAUUCAGCAGUUCAUUCAGGAUAUCUGUACUGACCUAGCGAAGGAGCUUAUCAUCCCCAAAGACCCCCUCAGCGCAGUCCUGGCCUUAAACUCUGCCAAACCAGAUGAAUUUUCCCGGUGUCUGGAGGUGCUUGUGGAUGAAAUGGAGAAGGUCUUUACCGCAGAGUUUCAGAAAGGUGGGGAUGUGAGGGCCAGGCUGACCUCACUGCCCUUUCAGCCACAGAAGGAGCUGUUUAACAGGGUGUUUGGCUGUGGGAAGCGGUGUCCCUUCUGCAAGACCCCCUGUGAAGCUGGUGGCAAGAGCCACACAGAGCACUUUGCUUCCAUUCACCGUUCUCAGGGGAUUGGGGGAUGGAGAUAUCGUGAAUCGCAUAUAUUAGUGAGCAAUAUCUGCUCCAGCGAUGUUGCCAGUGAGAGAUGCUUCAUCUUGACUGCAACAGGGGAGGAACGGCAUCCAUACAAGGACUAUCGGAACAUUUUCCCUGACUGGUGCAUCCAGCCUGACACCAGCAUCCAGGCCUCAGACUACUGGAAGUACAUCUUCAGCAAGUUUAACAAGCAGUUUGCAGAGGUAUAUAAAGCCAAACUUGCUGAUAUUCCCCCCCAAUGGAGAUGUAUAACCCAGGAACAAGCCACACAAAGUCUGAAGGAAUACUUCUCGAUUAAAACAGUAAGAGAUUAAAUUGAAUGGAUUACACAGCCCCUGUUUCAGUAGGGUUGAAAAGGCAUCCUCUGAGUGGCAUUAAUAUCAAAUAAUCUACUCACAGGUUUGACUCAUAAUAGUUAAGCAAAAAAGAGCCCCAGCCAAGUUGAAUGGCAUGAACAAACAACAAGUUUUAUAUAAUACAAAUAAAGCACUCAUCAUUUUAAAAGGGGACAGUUGAAUUCAAUCAUCACUGAUGUUUGGAAAGAGUGAGAAUUCCUGAUCACUGAUAGAGACACUGCUGAAUUCCUGCAGCCUCCCCUGAAUCUUUUCUGGUUCUGUGAGAGAUAAUACCAUCAGCAGCUCAUUGUACUGAUAAAAUCAUAUUCAUACUAUCAAGUGAAAUUGCCUCUAUCAUUAACUAUGCAGCAUUUAUCUGUACAAAUCCUGCCUGUGAAUCAUCAUGGCUGAUAUCUGUCCAUUGUUCCAUUCAUUAGGAUGGUAAAUAGGCUGUGAUAUUUUAACAGUUUAACAGAGUUCAUUUCAUAUUGUCACCUCCACAUUAAAGAAGAUUUUUUUUUACAAAAAUCCAAAAUAUGUGUUCUAUCUCGUUAAUCAUUCUUAUAAUUAAAGCUUAUAACCUUCAUGUGUCAUUGGCAAUUAUCAACUUUACAUCACUGCUUGCUCAGGUGUUCAUUAUUUACUGCCUUGUUGAUCUGUUAUAUGUUAGAUAAUUAUCACUCUGUGUUAUAUGUUAUAUGUCACUAUUAUGACAAUAUUUUUCCAUUUAGAAAACUUAAUUGAACCUUUGUUUUGCGUCUUUGUUAAACGAAUGAAUUUCUCCAGACCCAUUCGCAUUCUCACAUUAAAAAUAAACUUUUAAUUAGAUUUUAACACAAUGAACUGUAUUUUGCUCUGCCUUGAACUGGGCUGAAAGUGAAAUUUUUCUCAAAUGUAAAUUGCAAAAACUGAAAUCUCAUUUUGUUUUUGAAUGGUUCAAUGUAUGCAAUCUAUGCACUGUGUCUAUUGAAUGAUUUGUUUUGAGUGGUUCAAUCUAUGCACUGUGUCUAUUGAAUGAUUUGUUUUGAGUGGUUCAAUCUUUGCACUAUUGUGUCUAUUCUGCAAUAUAUUCAGAUAUAUAUAAAUGCCAUACUUUCAAUGCGCCAAUGGCGGCCUGGCCCCUCCCACCUUGCUCAUAGGCCCCGACCAGUUUCUGUACAUUCGAUCUUUGUUAAAAAAAAAAAAGAAAAAAAAAAUUAUAAUGUAACGGGGUACGUAGUUCUAAUGGAACGGCACAGAAAAAUUUUGCUGUUAAAGCUACAAUAGGUCAUUUCAGACUCUUUAACGGUCAAGAGAGGAAUUGCAACAAUAAACACCCUCAAACCACU
Messenger RNA from Conger conger (European conger), 6908 nucleotides. RefSeq names its product interferon-induced very large GTPase 1-like. Gene Ontology annotation, molecular function: GTP binding. The transcript has 3 exons. Bases 529 to 5559 code for a protein of 1676 amino acids. NCBI's taxonomy places the organism in Eukaryota, Metazoa, Chordata, Actinopteri, Anguilliformes, Congridae. The record is from RefSeq and is a predicted model, not a curated record.